Molecule: messenger RNA, 2272 nt
Organism: Thalassophryne amazonica
Lineage: Eukaryota; Metazoa; Chordata; Actinopteri; Batrachoidiformes; Batrachoididae
Product: UPF0524 protein C3orf70 homolog B
Exons: 2
Coding region: 322-1185 (287 amino acids)
Source: RefSeq, a predicted model, not a curated record
UUCAGACGCGCUGCCGUUACGCGCCGCGGCGGCGCGCAGAGGAGUUUCCCGACGCGAAGCUGGAGGAUGAACAUGGAUAGAUCAGCCGAUCUCGACCGUGGUGGCGUUUGAAAAUGAACAUCCCCCCGCGCUGACUGAGUGAUCGUGUUUUCACGGAUAUGUUACCACCUUUUAUUUGAGUCAGCCUGCGCCGGGGCUCCGAGCGCCCGAACCGUGUGUGGUACCGGAUACGUUCUUUUGCGUCCCUCCAUCACUGUGCGUGUGUGUGUUGCAGUUUACGCGGAGGAUCGUGCGGGUUUUUCCGAUCCGGGAGAUGUUGGCAUGGCCACCUCGCGAGCACAGAAGUGUCCGAAGAGUGAGAAGUUGGACGAAGCGCAGGCUUUGGCGAAGAGCUGCGCUGGGAAACCCGACUUUCUGCCGUGCGACGGGCUGUCCAUCUGCGCCACGCACAGCCACGGCAAGUGCUUCAAGCUGCACUGGUGCUGCCACUUGGGCUGGUGUCACUGCAAGUAUGUGUAUCAACCCAUGACCAAUGUGUGCCAGCUGCCCAGCACAGCCGUGCCACCUGCUGGGGCAGAGUACAGUAACACCAUUGACCUGUCUAUGUCUUUGGCUGAACGUUUCCUCAAGCUCGCCCCCUGCUUCCAGUCCCCUCCUCCCCUGGAGUCGCCCAAGUACUGCGUCAUCGCAGACCUGUUUGUAGAUGACUACAUCGUCAAACGUAUCAACGGAAAGAUGUGCUACGUCCAGCGCCCACCUCCUCCCGUACCUGAACCGCCUCAUCCCCCAACCCCAACCCCCACGCCGCAUGCACCUCAAAUCACCCAGAAUCCUCAGCAGCCUCGGCAACCGGUUAAAGCAGCGCAGUCGACCCAACAUGCACCUGCACAGCCCACCCAGCCUGUGUAUGCUGAGCACAAACACCCCUGUCCUAUUGAUAAAGUCAAGGGAACCAAAAUGGACCACUGCUCGUCUCCCUCAAGCUCUGAGGACUCUGGAAUAAAUGCACUGGGUCUGCAUUAUGUGGAGUCCUGCGAGGAGGAGACUGAAGAGGAGGAGGAUGACGGGUUGAGCACAGAUGGAAACUCCAGUCCUAUAAGCCUCUGGGAUCAAGACGACUGUUCUCUGCUCUCUCCCUCUAAAUCUAUGAUAGAGAUCAUUGAAAAGAUUGAAACAACUGUGUAACUCUCACACAGGCAGCGGCUUGUGAGGAAGUGAUUUUACAGGGCAGAAUCCUGUUACUGAAAAAAAAAUACUCACUAUGAUUUAUUUUAGAUGAACAAAUAGAAGAUAACCAGCCUGUGUAACGCUGCAGCGGGGCUUUGCUUGUUUGACUCGGAGCCUAUUUUCCUGCAGGCAGUCAGUCGGCGGCUGCUGCUGGUCUUCACCCACACACAGCCUCUUCAGUGCCCACAUCCCCUGCAUGGAAUGAAUUUCUCCAAACUACAAAGGACAAAGAGAAAACACAAAGGCAUCAAGCAUAUGACUGAGCAACCACGCCCCUGUAACAUGGUUUUUAUGACUAACAAAUAUCGUAUACUCAAUUAAUCCACAUGCAGCUCAGAUAGAGAUUUCUGUGUCCUUCCUCUGCAGUUGGAUCGGACUGGAGCUAAAUUAUGGAUGAUCAGAGGUGACGUCAGCCGCUUUGUUGAUGGUAAUGAGCAGUUAGGCCAUUCUUAGUGUUUUCCAGUCAUCAACCUGACAGUCAGAUUUAUUCUAACACAACAUUAGAGUGGGCGAAAAGACCCACUUUCUUCUCCUGUAGUUAGACUCCACCUACAUAUAUUAGAAACUCCAGCACUUCAGUGUAAAAAGUCCAAGCUGUCUACCUAAAGCACAUCAGCCUUUUACCCUGUUAAUUACUCACACCUGCAUUUAAAACAUUAUUACCGGCCCACAAUUGUCUGCACUUUACUGACACCACCAAGAGCAGUGGGUCAGUUUGACAAUCAAAUAUUAUACAGAAGCACAUUCUUAUGCUGUAUCUACCAGUGAGGACCAAGGAUGUUCUUCCUCCUAAACCAUUUAUCAGACAUUUAAGCUGAGCACCAACCACUUUCUUUGUUCUCAAUGAGAAAAACGAGGCCUACGUUGGCCUUUAUUAGCAUGAAAUGAACACAGAGUGAGUGUGAGCAGUGAAGCACCCAGUGUAUUCUGUAUUCUGUUGAACAUUUAUAUCUAAAGUUAUAUACUAACAAAGCGUUUUUAUUAAUUGGUUUUGUUGGCUUAAGGUUGACAUGUCUUCUGAUGAUACAGGUAAUAUGGGAAGGUG